This is a messenger RNA of Manihot esculenta (cassava), 842 nucleotides long. RefSeq lists its product as uncharacterized. The transcript has a single exon. Lineage: Eukaryota; Viridiplantae; Streptophyta; Magnoliopsida; Malpighiales; Euphorbiaceae. The record is from RefSeq and is a predicted model, not a curated record. The coding region runs from base 225 to 629 and encodes 134 amino acids.
CUUUCCCAUUAAGAAAUUAAAGCUCCUGCAGAUGGAAAAUGAAAAGAAAAGCAGAGACUACUCUGAAGUCGUCUCGGCUUUAGCCCUUUCCACGUUGCCUUCCACUUGCAUGCUCAGUUAAAGCACAGCCAUGGAGCAGCUAGCUUUCUUCAAUAUAUUGCCUUACUUAUAUUAUCACCUUCAUAUUCAUUUUAGUUUCACACAAAAAAUUCUUUAUCUUCUUCAUGGCAUCCGCCGCCAUUACAUCUUUGCCUGGCCAGCAACCGCCCGCCGCCGGGGAUUUUCAACAACCUAGUAUUCCACAGGUUGUUUCAACUAGUAGCAAUAGUGCUCAUUCUUCAGGGUCUAUUGGCCCUUUCUUUGGAGUUAUUUCUGUUCUUGCAUUCCUUGCUAUUCUUUCUUGCGUUGUGGGUCGAAUAUGCUCCCGUCGAGCAGUGGCUCCUCUUGCUACCUUCAAUGGUAGAGGGUGUCUGAGGUGGGUGAAGCGGAGGAGGAGCCAGUGGUGCAGAGGUGGAGAUGCUGAAAUGGGAGCCAAUAAGGUGAUGGCUAUUGGUAAUCAAGAAAAGAAAGAUGGUAAUAAGGUUAAAGAGAGUGAUGAGGUUGAUCAGCAAUUACCACCUCAAGCUUGAUUGUUGUCGUUUGAUUUCUCUCAAAUUAUAUUAUAUAUUAAAUUUUCCUUUUAUGAUUUUUUUUCAAUUAGUUACGGAUUUUUCUUAUCAGCUCCGACUGAAAUUGGAUCGAGUUUUUUUUUUUUAAAAUGUAAAUAUUAGUUAUCAAUUAUCAACCGAUUAUCAUUAAUAGUUAUAAUAAUUAAUUAUGGAAAAGAAUUUUCAAUUUCUUAA